This is a messenger RNA of Exophiala xenobiotica, 3364 nucleotides long. RefSeq lists its product as uncharacterized. The record is from RefSeq and is a predicted model, not a curated record. NCBI's taxonomy places the organism in Eukaryota, Fungi, Ascomycota, Eurotiomycetes, Chaetothyriales, Herpotrichiellaceae. The transcript is spliced from 3 exons. The coding region runs from base 306 to 2012 and encodes 568 amino acids.
GUCUUCUUUUUCACAGAACAUCACGAUCUCCGAAAGAUGGCACCCGGCACGCACCAAGAGUGCGCUGAUGUGCUGUUCUUGCGGUUGUUGAGGUCUCGUUCCUCAGAUAUCUCAACGGGCCCUGCUCGUAUUCGCUUAACAGGGGUGGUGUCCAGAGCUGAAUAUUGUCCAGCCUCACGCCUCAAAAGGUAUACGACUUCAAAUAUUCAGGGUUACUGACAAUCGACCCAUUGAUUUCCUCACGCAGUAACAUUUGCUGCUACAUUCUCCAAACUCUAGUUGCUCCUGUUCACUACGUUCCCAUCAUGUCGGACUCUGUUGCGGCAAUAGCUCUUGUGAUAUCGUUGGUGGCUCUGAUUGUGGCUCUACUACAAGUUAUACAGCAGUACACAGCCACCGCAGACGGCUUCCGACGAUGUCAAGCCUCGGUCGUGGGUGACUGGGCUGCUUUAACGAAGCGGCGAUUCCGAAUGAGUGAGUUGCGCUUUGAGACAGUCUUUGCCGUUCCCGUUAUAUUCCUCAAGAACUCGACUAGGGAGACUGCACCUUUCCACGGACGUGCGAUUAUAACCAUCGACGGGACGGCAGAGUCAAUCCGGGGAACUCUGAUGAGCCAUGCAGUCGACGCAAGUCCUCCAUCUUCUGAACCAGCGCCAGGAGAGACGACGGCAAUCGAGACUGCUGCGCCUAACUUUGUGCGGAGGCCACUACCAAGCCUUUGGAAGAUGAAUAAUCGGAUCAAACCGUCUUCGAAAAGGCAAUCUGAGUUCGGCGCCAUGUCUACCGACAAUGAUUUGGUGUCGUGGAACCAUCUCCUGGCGACACUGCAGUUGAGUGAGCGCACAUUCGCGAACCACAUCAAUUCCGGGUUCAAACCGGACCUGGAGCCAGCUAUACAAAUCAGCAACAGGUCGUGGGACUUUGUGCCACCUGAGGUCGUCAGACCAUAUGCAGUUACAACGGCAGGCGACAUCGCGAUUAUCGUCCAGCGCCUAGGAAUGUCAUGGAAGAAGUUCAACCCUGGUGAAGGUUUGCUCAGAGCUGAAGGCAAUAAUUGUCUUAUCACGUCUACAGUUGUUCGGUCUCUUGGAAUACUCAUCUCCUUCUCCUCUGACAGCCAUCUCAUCAAAGAUUAUGAAGUCCACAAAAAUUAUUACGUGCCAAGCUGGCAUGCUUCCAUGCUCGGCUUCGGUCUCGUUCCCCGGGGUGAUAUUUCCCCAAGGUUAUACAAUGGCCCUCAUCCGCACGAUGCUUUUCCAGUUGGAGACAGUGCUCUCUUUGAUUACUAUCUAAAGUCAUAUUGCCGCCUUUCGACCUCGGAGAACACCAAGCCAGAACACCUAAGGCCGCAAGCACUUUCAGUGGCGUCCGAGUUCGUUGCAUUGGUCGCACCAGUUCUGAGAAUGAGAAAUAGCCAAAUAACGCGUAUACUCAGGCCAGCACCGAAUAUUGGGAAUGAAGUCUUCUCGAGUCAGUCCUGCUUAGAAGCAUUCCGAAAAAACUUGGUGCUCUUGCAAACUCGGCUGAGUCCGACUCGAGAUAUCUGCACCGCCGUCCUCGGAGAUGUCCUCAAGAAGUGUGACGAGAUCUUGCUUCAUUCCGACUGGGAUGAAGUCUGGAAGGCGCCACAACGUAUCGACUUCAAUGGAGCCAGUCAAAGCCUUCUUGACAUCAUACACGACGCCUGUGACUGGGGUACUAAGACCCUCAUCACCUGUCUUCAUUUCAAUGAGCUGUUACGGUUACACCUAGCCGAGCUUUUCGCUCUGCGGGACGAGAGUCCGGCUAUUUUGUCAACCUCAGAUCAAGAUGAUGUACUCAUGGACCUCUAUUUCGACAGAGUUUUGCCAACAAUACUGAAAACAAGCCUUGUCAAGCGGUCAAUCACCAUUGACUGGGUUCUAAUGGUCUUCCGAGGUCUGUGCUGGUAUAGUCUGCACCGGUUCAAGCACAAGUUCGCGCCGGUCGACGAACAAUACUUCGAGAGCAAGCAGCCCAUAUACAUUGGCUGAAGCGUUAUUACAUCCUACACCGACGAGCACAGCAGCACAGUGCAUUUACUGAUUCGUCCCCAUUGGCAACACCGGGCCUCUGCUCCCGGCAAGGUGGAGACCACAGAAAGAACAUCGACUUCACUUCGUUCCGGGCGUCAACUACGACUGGCAGCAUCAGCCAUUGGACGUCACAGUCAGGAGUUGUGAGACACUAAAUGGCCACACCACAUCCAGGGUCAAGAGGAAGUCCCAUCAGUGAAUUAAGCUGACACGACAGAUGUACGACUCGUGCAAGUCCGCUUUAUCUCGGGUCACAGGAGCAAUAUCCACCGGCUGAAUAUCGAGCUAGGGAUCACUUUCGUUUGAGGCGUGUUCUAAAAAUACAAAAUGGUUCUCAGAGGGUUUGACGAGCAAUUUCGCUUGAAUGGCGUUCUUCCUAAUUUUGGUUCAAUGUCACGCGAUGUUCAUCCGGCUGAAGUUAUCAUAGUACGAGUAUUACUCCGCGUGGCGAGCAGAAGACCAUCAUCUCGUCCAAAGCACCCGGAAUUGUCUGACUUCGACCGGAAAAUUAAAAAGGUGGAUGCGAAUGCUACUUGUACGAGGACCUCGCUGCCGCCCAAUCUGACUCGCCAAGUGUCGCCAUUCACCUACACAGUACAAACAUUCACCACCUAAGCCAAUCAGAAAUCCAGCAUCAUCCCAACUCAGAAAUUCACAGGUUAUAUAUUUGAAAAGCGCAAUUUUCUUCAACAAUCUCAUAUCUAUCCCGUGUCAGCUGAUCCUCCCCAACUGGGUCAGUUUGGCGUAAGGGUGUGCGCACCAGAUAUGAGACAGUUCAACCUACGGGGCUAGCCCCCUGACAAUCACAGGAUGGAAUAUCUUCCCAGUGUCAACACCUCAGGGUGUUGGUACUGAGAAGGUCCAGAUGGUUGUUCCUUAGCUAAUAUGGCCUCGACCUGCGAGUGCCCUAUGCGGGAGGAUGACCUGACGAGAUCUUCGGAACGAAAAAAAUCCCUUCUACAACUGGGGAUUUUCCCUCGGCCUGGCCGUCAACUACCAAGCGUGUAGUUGGCCCGCCAGGUUAGAGUUUUUGUUCUUUUUGAAAAAUAUGAACAAAAAGAAUUAUCUUCUGGGGGUGAGUGACGGUAAUGCGGCUCGAACACUUGAAUUGUGGGUGGCCUGGCAUUAGAUUCGUGCUCUGGCUUGGCUAGGCGACGGUGAGGGUGAAUGUAGCAGAAGAUGUUCGUGGCGGACUGUUCGCAAUGGCUCGGCUGCCAGCGGGUGAGCAGUGGAAGAAUUGAACCAUCACUUCUUCAAGAUUGUUCUUUUUAAUUACAAAUUUUCGUUGCUAAAAUAAGGGCAAAUUACAC